AUGAGACCCCGGGUGAGGGUGGGGACCGCUGGAAAACGGUCUUGUCAACAGGCCCCAGAGCAGCGGCCCGCGGGACCCGGGCUGGUCAAUGCCAAAGGGUCCAUCCGAGAGAUCAUCCUGCCCAAGGGCCUGGACCUGGACCGGCCCAAGAGGACGCGCACGUCCUUCACGGCGGAGCAGCUCUACCGGCUGGAGAUGGAGUUCCAGCGCUGCCAGUACGUGGUGGGCCGCGAGAGGACCGAGCUCGCCCGGCAGCUCAACCUCUCCGAGACCCAGGUGAAGGUCUGGUUCCAGAACCGGCGCACCAAGCAGAAGAAGGACCAGGGCAAGGACUCGGAGCUGCGCUCGGUGGUGUCAGAGACCGCGGCCACGUGCAGCGUGCUGCGGCUGUUGGAGCAGGGUCGCCUGCUGUCGCCGCCCGGCCUGCCCGCGCUGCUGCCGCCCUGCGCCACGGGCGCUCUCGGCUCUGCGCUGCGCGGGCCCACACCGGCCGUGGGCGGCGCUCCGGGCCCCGGGCCCGCUGGACCCGGCGGACUGCACGCGGGCGCGCCGGCCGCCAGCCACGGCCUCUUCAGCCUGCCCGUGCCCUCGCUGCUUGGCUCAGUCGCCAGCCGCCUCUCCUCCGCCCCGUUGACAAUGGCUGGUUCGCUAGCUGGGAAUUUGCAAGAACUCUCCGCCCGAUACCUGAGCUCCUCGGCCUUCGAGCCUUACUCCCGGACCAACAAUAAAGAAGGGGCCGAGAAAAAAGCGCUGGACUGA
Molecule: messenger RNA, 759 nt
Organism: Galeopterus variegatus (Sunda flying lemur)
Lineage: Eukaryota; Metazoa; Chordata; Mammalia; Dermoptera; Cynocephalidae
Product: ventral anterior homeobox 1-like
Exons: 4
Coding region: 1-759 (252 amino acids)
Biological process (GO): neuron differentiation; brain development; central nervous system development
Molecular function (GO): DNA binding; DNA-binding transcription factor activity, RNA polymerase II-specific
Source: RefSeq, a predicted model, not a curated record